Nelumbo nucifera (sacred lotus) is the source of this 1717-nucleotide messenger RNA. RefSeq names its product putative pectate lyase 18. The record is from RefSeq and is a predicted model, not a curated record. Lineage: Eukaryota; Viridiplantae; Streptophyta; Magnoliopsida; Proteales; Nelumbonaceae. Gene Ontology annotation, molecular function: pectate lyase activity.
UCACUCGUUACCUCCCUCUUCUCUCCCCCUGCUACUUCAAACUUGAAAUUAGUUGAAAGGCAAAUAGAGUGUCGAGGAGUAAACAAACAAAUGGCGACUUCACCCUUCUCCCUUCUGAUUCUACUACUCCUAGUUGUACUAGUUCCAGCCCUCGUUGCCGCUUCCGCAGUUCAAGACCCCGAACUGGUGGUCAAAGAUGUCGAGAGGAGCAUCAAUGCGUCUAGAAGAAACUUGGGUUUCCUCUCCUGUGGAACCGGAAACCCAAUCGACGACUGCUGGAGGUGCGACCCCAACUGGGAAAAGAAUCGUCAAAGGCUAGCCGAUUGCGCAAUUGGGUUCGGUAAGCAGGCAGUCGGCGGAAGGGAUGGUCGCAUUUACGUUGUCACCGACUCCGGCGACGACAACCCCGUGAACCCAAAGCCCGGGACCCUCCGUUUUGCCGUCAUCCAAGAUGAGCCCUUAUGGAUCAUCUUCGCGCGGGACAUGGUCAUUAAGCUAAAGGAAGAGCUCAUCAUGAAUUCGUUCAAGACCAUCGACGGAAGGGGGGCCAGCGUCCACAUUGCCGGUGGGCCAUGCAUUACCAUACAGUAUGUGAGCAACAUCAUCAUUCAUGGCCUCCACAUCCAUGACUGUAAGCAAGGCGGGAAUGCCAAUGUGAGGGACUCCCCUACUCAUUAUGGGUGGAGGACCAUCUCCGACGGUGACGGAGUUUCCAUCUUUGGAGGUAGCCACAUCUGGGUGGACCACUGUUCGCUGUCUAACUGCCAUGAUGGACUAAUCGAUGCCAUCCACGGAUCCACCGCCAUUACCUUAUCAAACAAUUACUUUACUCACCAUGACAAGGUGAUGCUGUUGGGUCACAGUGACACUUACACCCAAGACAAGAACAUGCAGGUCACCAUUGCAUUCAACCAUUUUGGAGAAGGGCUUGUGCAAAGGAUGCCAAGAUGUAGACAUGGAUACUUCCAUGUUGUCAACAAUGACUACACCCACUGGGAGAUGUACGCCAUUGGCGGGAGUGCUGCACCCACAAUCAACAGCCAAGGAAAUAGAUUUCUUGCACCCGACAACCGAUUCAGCAAAGAGGUGACCAAACACGAGGAUGCACCAGAGAGUGAAUGGAGACACUGGAAUUGGCGGUCCGAAGGUGACCUGUUGCUUAAUGGUGCCUUCUUCACGCCGUCUGGUGCGGGAGCGUCGUCCAGCUACGCCAAGGCUUCCAGCUUGGGCGCCAGGCCAUCUUCUCUGGUGGGUUCGAUCACCACGGCAGCGGGUGCACUCAAUUGCAAGAAGGGUUCUCGUUGCUGAUCGAUGAUGUGAACCCCAUCGAGUGCAUCGGCUAGGACACCAAUUGGGUCUUUUUUCCUUUUAACCUAGAAUCAUAAUUAAUUAGCGCAGCUGGAGUUGGGAAUAAGAGUAACAAGUCACAAUGAAGAAAAAAAAUAGCCAUCGAUAAGAUUACGGUACAGUCGUCAUCCUUAUUUUUCUUUUUUCCAUUUACGAGUGUUAUCUCUUAUGAUGACAACCUCGGCCUGUUGCUCUGAGAAACCAUUUUGGCUUCGAUUCUGUGUUACGAAUCCUAAUGGGAUUAGAGCAAACAAGUGCAGAAGUGUUGAUCUCUCUCUCUCUCUCUCUAUCUAUCUCUCUCUAUGUAUGUAUUAAUUAUUGCCUUCAUAGUUCAUACAUCAAUUAAAGCCCUAUAUAUUAUCUUUUGAUC